CACGUCAGUACGUCACUCAAGAAAUGUUCAAUGCAUGUUUAUUAUUUUUAUUGCAUUCUAAAUCUACUUGUUAAUAAUUUACCAUAAAAUUACUUUAGUUACCUGCCUUUUCAGCUACUAUACUAUUAUUUAUUAUAAUUAUUAAUAACUGUGGCUCUGUUUCGAAUGUUUAGCUGAAGUAAUGAGUGUGAACGAACACAUUAGCCUGAUUCCACUGAAAUUAUUGUAAUGAAGCUACGUAAAAAUACUAAAGCAGCAAGAUCUAUAGACAGUACAUAUAAAGAAUGGCCAAAAGAAAGUUAUUCCAAAGAACCGUCUGCAAUAUCGAUAAGAUUCAAGAAAUCCUCAAAGAUAAUUUUAAAAGAAAGGGUAAUCCCAAGGCCCGAAACACAGAAACUUCUACAACAAAUAUUACAAAGCGUUCAACAAAAACCAAAGUUCAAAAACAAGUUUUUCAGAAGCACGAAUGUAACCAAAAGCAUCAAAUACAAAACAUACAGAAAAGAUAGUCGAUUUGGCAACAGUAAAUCCACUUCAGUACAAGUGUGUUUUCUUGAUAAUUUAAAAAACAAUAAUUGUGAUUUUGUGUCAUGUCUCAGAGAUAUUUUGUUUGCGGACGAAACCGCAGCAUCUUCGGAUUUGGGCUUCAAAGAACCAAAAUUGCAUCACAAAAAACUCAGAAUUCAUAUAUCACAAUCCAGUCGACCAAAUUCAGCGAUGGAAGAUCAGGAGAGAAGGAAUUGCCAGGAACAACACGUGUCACAAAGACGAGGCAAAGAUAAAAUUCACCAACCUAGUGUUUCACCUUUAAAAGUUCCUCGCUCUACAGAAGAAAAUGUACCGGCUAAAUCUCAAAAGGAUAAAUGCAAUAUAAACAUGAAAUUCAAAAACAUGGUUUCUGGUUUAACUUCGUUUCUAGAACCGUUAAUUUUUGACCCAACACUGGAAUCCGAAGCUGUUUGCUUAGUAGAUAAACAAGAAGAACCAGAUCCGUCUCAGAUUAAAAGAAGAACAGAAAAGAAAACCAAGAAUAGAAGAAAAACUGCAUCAGCUACGACAAAAGAAGAUUAUCUUAAGCAAGAGAACAACAUUAAAAUUUACGACUCGAAAGAUGAUGAUGUCGAUAAUGUACAAUAUACUUCUUGUUUAAAGAGUUAUGGCAGUGGCGAAAAAACAGGUAUUAUGAAAAAGCCGACCAAAAAGCAGAAUGAUUUCAUAUUCCCAGAGGCAACAUCUUCUGUAAUGCGCGCUAAAAAACAAGAAAAGAACCCUUGUAGUCAAUAUCAAAAUCGUAAAGGUAAAGACAGCAAAGAAAAUAAUAUGAAAAACAAAAAGGGUAAAAAGCCAUCCUGUACAGAAGAAAAACCUAAGAAAGAGCCUAAGAAGGGAAAUAAAAAUAAGAAAAAAGGACCUCCAUGCCUGGAAGAGGAAGAAAUUAUAACAAGAGAAAAACCACCAUGUCAAGACUACGCCGAGGAAGAAGAUGAUCCACUUUGUCAAAUACCUGAGUGCAAGAGGGAGCUAAUCGAAAAACUAUUUGAAGAUUGCUAUGAAAAAACAGAGGGACAAUGUGGAUUAAAACCAUGCUGUACCAUACCACCUUGCAAGCGAGAACAAGUUAGAAAGCUGCUUAGUCCAAUGUGUACGAGUGAUACCACAAUUGCUACUGAAAAAGAUAAAUUCGCUGACUCAAGCGAUGAACAUGUUGACACUUAUGCAAAAGAAAUACCAAAACCUCAAUUAGAAUUAAUACAGAAGAUGAUAGAAAAAAGUAUAGAAGAGAAACAAUCGCCACAUUCUCAGCGUGUCCAAAUAUCUACUCCAACGUCUUGCAAACAGUCGUGCUUGAGCACACCCUGGGCGACGACCAACAUGUCGAUGUCACAACGGACUACAGAAACUACACCUGGUUUGUCAAGACCGUCCAGUGAGAGCCGGCUAGACCACGACCCAGUACCAGGCUGUCCACGCUCAUGUAUAAAACUCCCACCGCCAGAGCCAGAAUGUGUAGAGGAUUGCCCAUCUAGGAAGAAAGAAAAAAAAUCAUAUUGUGCCCAAAAACGAGAUGAAGGAAAUAGUAAAGAAACCAAGAAAUCGUUUUGUGCUGAAAAAAGAGGUAAGAUAAAACCCUGCGAUGAUGAUUGUAAACCAGUUAAAGAAGCUGGGCAUUGUGAGGAUGAUUGUCCGGGUAAACCGAAAAAAACUAAGAGAGUUACUCAUAAGGUCACCCAAAGUGAUGACAGCAUUAGCACAAGAUCAGGCAAAGAAAGCCCUGUUUACAUGACACAUACUCGCUCCCAUAGAAACGUUUCUACACGGGCCCGAAGGGAGAGCCCAAUACAUAGUCCAAGGCGUUCAGAGUACAUAGAAUAUAGAGAUUCGGAAUCAGACACGCGUAGAUCAUCUCCAUCAAACAGUUCACGGCAAAAGUCUACUACCUCCAAGACAAAAGAAACCCCGGCACCUGCCACAAACAAAAAAGUUGAAAAGAGUGCAAGUUCAGACACAGACAAGGAAAAAAGAAUUAUCUGCAGUCAUGAGUCGCCUCUCUGCUCUCGAUGCUCAUCUAAAGUCAAUGCUAAUAAAGAAUCGAGUAACUCUGAAGUAUCUAAAAGUAACAAAGAUUCAUCAUAUUGUAAUUUAAAAACUCCUUGUUGCUCUUGCUCUGAUAUAAAGAGUCAAAAAGAGGAAUUGCCAUGUCUUAAAUGUAGAGACAGGCCUCGCAGUGCUGGCCGUGCAAAAUGUGAUGUUAAAAGUGGAAGAGAUUACAAAAGAUACCGAGAUAGCGAAGACGAAUAUGAAUAUCAGAUGAUGAAAAAACGGAAAGCUAAAUCAAAAGGGAGAUGUACUUCCGACAGUGAUACUGACGACUCAGACGAUGAAAGAUUUAGAAAACGACAACGACGAGGAAGAGAGUCGGAAAGUGACAGAAGACGACGCAAACAAAAAGAAGAAGAAAAAAGACAGCGUAGAAGAAAAAGAAAGGAGGAAGACCCUAUAAGAGUGGAAGAAGAGAGGAGAAGAAGGGAGGAAGAAAAGAGUAGAAGAAGAGAAGAAGAAGAGAGGAGAAGAAGAGAGGAAGAAAAGAGUAGACGAAGAGAAGAAGAAGAGAGGAGAAGAGAAGAAAAAAUGAGACGUGAUGAGGAAGAUAGAGAAAAAGAGCAACAACGUAGAGAAGAUGAAAGAAUAAAGAAGGAGGAAGACAAAAGAAGGAAAGAAGAAGAAAGACAGCAGCGGGAAAUAGAGAAGAAACAAAAAGAAGAAGAAGAGCAGCGGCGAAGAGAAGAGGAGAAAAGAAGAAGAAGGGAGCUAGAUAACAAAAGAAGACAGGACGAGGAACGAAGAAGGCAAGAAGAGGAACGAAGAGCCAAAAUCGAGGAAGAAAGGAGGCUGAAAAACGAAGAGAGCGAAAGAAAGAGAGAAGAAGAAAGAAUAAAAAGAGAAGAUGAAAAGAGGAGAAGGGAAGAGGAAGCUGAACGGAAACGGGAAGAGCAGAGGCGGAAAGCGGAAGAAGAAAAGGAAAAGCGAGAAGAAGAAAAAAGACGAAGGGAGGAGGAAAGGCAAAGACAGGAGGAGGAGAGACGGUAUAAGGAGGAGGAAAGGAAAGAAAGGGAACGAGAAAGAAAGAGACAGAAGGAAGAGGAGAGGCAAAGACGGGAAGACGAGCGCCGAGAAAAGAAAUCUCGGAAAAGAAGACGCGAAUCUUCAUCAGGGGUCGAAGUUUGCGAUUGCCACCGAAAAAGGCACUGUCCGCACCAAUCAAUGAUGGCGGCCCCGCCACCCCCACCACCUCCCCAGCAGUUCGGCGGGUGCCCUUCAAGGGGCAACUUCGGCGCUCCUGGAUACCGACCUCCUGGGUACUAUUACCCUUUCCAGACAUACCCACCAACAAGUCCGAUGCAAAGCCCCUGCCCGUUUAGUUCAAAUUGCCCUUUCCCUCAGAAUUGCCCGUUGUCUCCGGUUCAUUACCCUAGUGGUGUGCAGUCAGAGAUGAGCAUACCUAGUGGUGGUGGAAUGUGCCCAUGCCCAGUUGGUGGUAUGGGUGGUAUGGGUCGAAUGUGUCCUCCUAUGGGCGGAAUGGGGGGUGGUAUGGGCGGAAUGUGUCCUCCUAUGGGCGGAAUGGGUGGUGGUAUGGGCGGAAUGUGUCCUCCUAUGGGCGGAAUGGGCGGUAUGGGCCGAAUGUGUCCUCCUAUGGGCGGCAUGGGUGGUAUGGGCCGAAUGUGCCCAAUGGGAGGCAUGGGAGAUAUGGGCGGAAUGGGGCGAAUGGGUGGGAUGGGGAUGGGAAUGGGCAGGAUGUGCCCUAUGGGCCCUGGUAUGGGCGGCAUGUGCCCUAUGGGUACGGGAUUUGGAUGUUUUGGCACACACAACAUGGUGGGUCGAUACUACAACUACUGCUAUAAGAUUUGUUGCAAAACAGCGUUCUGUAUCGCUGCAGUGUUGGCUACAAUCCUCAUCAUAUUGUUCCUAAUAUAAGCUCUGAGAGAGUUACAGUUGAAGUGGAGGAAUUAAGGCUACAUUGCCAUAAUAAAGGCAUCUGAAAAUUUUGAGAAAAGGAUUGUGUACUUAUUUAUUGACGAAUGUCUUUGAUUUAAAGAUAUUUUACUUAUCAUAGAACUUAGUAGACUGAACCUAUCGCUAAACUUCAGAGUAUACUGUUUUUUUUUAUUAUUUACAAAGUUAUUUAUAAAAUUAUAUUUUUGUAAAAACUU
Plutella xylostella (diamondback moth) is the source of this 4709-nucleotide messenger RNA. RefSeq lists its product as uncharacterized. The record is from RefSeq and is a predicted model, not a curated record. NCBI's taxonomy places the organism in Eukaryota, Metazoa, Arthropoda, Insecta, Lepidoptera, Plutellidae.